AUGGCAGUUCAGGGCUUUCUGCAUGCCUUCGAUAAGAUCGACAAGGAUCACGACCACAUAAUCAGCCAUGAGGAUCUACGAACCUACGCCAAGGAGAACAAUAUGCCCGAAUCCUUUGUCACCAAAUGGAUCUCCCUGUUUGACGACAAGAAAACCGGCAGCUUCACCUACGAACAUUUCUGUGACGUAAUCGGGUUGAACAAGAAACCACCAGCAUCUCCGGCGCCUAUACCGCAGGUCAAGAAGGAAGUCACAUAUCUGGGAGGCCCAAUGAAGGAUCCCAUGAAGUCCCGAGUCAUGGAAAUCUUCAAAAAUGAAUGGAAAGAAGAGGACGCGAGUGGCUCCGUGCAUCAGACCCUGAUGCAGCUCGAUCGAGAAUAUGGUCUAGGCUGGCGGAGUCGUACUUUUGAUGAUGAACAUAACAUCCCAAAAGUUGACAAUGUCAAGGACAACUGGAUCGCCUUCUCUCCCGACGGAGGCAAUCAUAAGUACAUAAUUUGGCAGCAGAAACUCAAGAAGUCUGGUGGUUGCUGCGCGUGUUUCGUCUAG
Dibothriocephalus latus is the source of this 549-nucleotide messenger RNA. NCBI's taxonomy places the organism in Eukaryota, Metazoa, Platyhelminthes, Cestoda, Diphyllobothriidea, Diphyllobothriidae. The record is from the annotation of a GenBank genome assembly.